CUCUUCGGGGGCAUUUCUCUGCAGAAAGAAAAACCCACCGUUUCAGAUGCAGAGAAACCAUUUGGACCACGGGCCCUCACAGCCUGCACCCAAGGGCAGGUCUCCCUCCGACACCCACUUCACUGGAUUCCUCAACUCAGCGGCCGGCUCGCGGCCUCGCGUAACCCAGCAGUCCCUCCACGGCACACGGAGCCCGGGGUCCGCCGGGUCUGGGGAGGCGAACUCGACGCGGCCCUGGGCCCCGGCCUCAGCCCCGGGUGCAGAACGGAGAGGGGCGCCCUCUCAUUCCUUACCGAGGUCUUGGCGACGUUGCCGCGCUGGGUGAUGUUCUUGCUGUGCUUCUCGUUGGCCAUACGGAUCCGCUGCUUAGCGACCAUCUUCGCGGCGCCACCACUAGACCCCACCACCCCUUAAACUCGCUCGAUCGCUCGCCUUCCCUCGGACCGCUGCGAGGCUCGCCGCCGCCGGACAGAGGCGGCUCUCAGGAGAAGAGCGAGCUCCGGCCACUGGGCCUGGGCGCGGUGCGCGCAAGGGUUGAGCGCUAAGCGGACGCGGGUCAAUCGACUGCGGCCGCCAGACCGAUAGGCCGGGUGCGCGGAAGUAACAAAGCAGGCCGCCGGGCCGUUCUCCCGCCGCCACCGCUGCUGGGGCAGUCGCCGAGAGCGUGGAGCUAAAGAGGAAGGAAGCGCAACGCAACAACCGGGCGGUGCAGCCUGCACCCUCGAACUACUUCGGGUUCGGCUGCCAACGUCAGCACUGGGCGGGCUCCACUUCACGGAAGCGCAGGCUCCGCCCUCUGAGGGAGAGGGAGGGCCAAGGCACACGCCAGAGACCUAGUCCAGAACACUCACGCCUGGAUGUGUUGACCCAGAGGAGCGCGUGCGCGUUCAGGGUCCCUUUCCUCCCCAAUUCCGGACCGGAAGUAAAUUGGCCCCCAGGCUGCUGGCCCCGGAAAUUCCGAUCUGUCGCCCACACGCCUGAGCAGACGUGUUGGGGCCGGGUUCGGCCCUCGUGAACUCUGAACCGAACGCACGGGUUUCUCUUUCCGGGAUAAGAUGGCGCCGUCCACGCCGCUCCUGGCUGUCCGAGGAUCAGAAGGACUCUACAUGGUGAAUGGCCCCCCACAUUUUACAGAAAGCACAGUGUUUCCAAGGGAGUCUGGGAAAAAUUGCAAGAUCUAUACCUUCAGUAAGGAUGGGACCUUGUUUACCUGGGGCAGCGGAGAAAAAGUAAAUAUUAUCAAUGUCACUAACAAGGGACUGCUGCACUCCUUCGACCUCCCAAAGGCAGUUUGCCUUGAGUUCUCGCCAAAAAACACUGUCCUGGCAGCGUGGCAGCCUUAUGCUACCUCUAAAGAUGGCACAGCUGGAAUACCUAACCUACAACUUUAUGAUGUCAAAACUGGAACAUAUUUGAAAUCCUUCAUCCAGAAAAAAAUGCAAAAUUGGUGUCCAUCCUGGUCAGAAGAUGAAACUAUUUGUGCCAGAAAUGUUAACAAUGAAGUUCACUUCUUUGAAAACAACAAUUUUAGUACGAUGGCAAAUAAAUUGCAUUUACAAAAAAUUAAUGAUUUUGUGUUAUCACCUGGACCCCAACCAUACAAGGUGGCUGUUUAUGUUCCAGGAAGUAAAGGUGCACCUUCAUUUGUUAGAUUAUAUCAGUAUCCCAAUUUUGGUGGACCUCAUGCAGCUUUAGCCAACAAAAGUUUCUUUAAGGCUGAUAAGGUUACAAUGCUAUGGAAUAAAAAAGCUACUGCAGUGUUGGUAAUAGCUAGUACAGAUGUUGACAAGACAGGCGCUUCCUACUAUGGGGAACAAACACUGCAUUACAUUGCAACAAAUGGAGAAAGUGCUGUAGUACAAUUACCAAAAAAUGGUCCCAUUUAUGAUGUAGUUUGGAACUCUAGUUCCACUGAGUUUUGUGCUGUUUAUGGUUUUAUGCCUGCCAAAGCGACAGUUUUCAACUUGAAAUGUGAUCCUGUGUUUGAUUUUGGAACUGGUCCUCGUAAUGCAGCCUUCUAUAGCCCUCAUGGACAUAUAUUAGUGCUAGCUGGAUUUGGAAAUCUGAGGGGACAAAUGGAAGUGUGGGAUGUUAAAAACUACAAACUUAUUUCUAAACCAGUGGCCUCUGAUUCUACAUAUUUUGCUUGGUGCCCAGAUGGUGAGCAUAUUUUGACUGCCACGUGUGCUCCUAGGUUACGAGUUAAUAAUGGGUACAAAAUUUGGCAUUAUACUGGCUCUAUCUUGCACAAAUACAAUGUGCCAACAAAUGCAGAAAUUUGGCAGGUUUCUUGGCAGCCAUUUUUGGAUGGAAUAUUUCCGGCAAAAGCAAUAACUUACCAAGCAGUUCCAAGUGAAGUACCCAGUGAGGAACCUAAAGUUACAACAGCUUAUAGACCCCCAGCUUUAAGAAAUAAACCAAUCACCAAUUCCAAACUGCAUGAGGAUGAACCACCUCAGAAUAUGAAGCCACAACCAGGAAAUGAUAAGCCAUUAUCAAAAACAGCCCUUAAAAAUCAAAGGAAGCAUGAAGCCAAGAAAGCUGCAAAGCAGGAGGCAAGAAAUGACAAUCCAGAUUUGGCACCUACUCCUGCCCCACAGAGCAUACCGCGAAAUACUGUCUCUCAGUCAACUUCUGGAGACCCUGAGAUAGACAAAAAAAUCAAGAACCUAAAGAAGAAACUGAAAGCAAUUGAACAAUUGAAAGAACAAGCAGCAACUGGAAAACAGUUAGAAAAAAAUCAGCUGGAGAAAAUUCAAAAAGAGAAAUCCCUUCUGCAAGAGUUGGAAGAAUUGGAAUUGGGUAUUUAAAGAGUCACAGAAAACAAGUUGGUUACCAAAAAUCGGUGCAAACACGUCUUAUGUUAAACGCAUUGGUGUACAUGGAGUAUCCAUGUACUCAAAUGUUCACCUGUGAUUUUAACCAUUUAUCCAAGACUCUGCAUAUGUGUGAAAAUAUUUAAUAAUGUCUGUUAAAUUGAAUUCUUCUAUCUGUUAAUACAUGAUUUAGAAAAGAGACUCAUGAAUUUUUAAGCUAAGCUUGACAUAUUGAAAGAUAAAUGUCAUUCUUUUUUAGUGGGAAACAGUAUUUACCAUAUAAAUGAAUAAAGACAUCUUAAAUAUAA
Molecule: messenger RNA, 3124 nt
Organism: Choloepus didactylus (southern two-toed sloth)
Lineage: Eukaryota; Metazoa; Chordata; Mammalia; Pilosa; Megalonychidae
Gene: EIF2A
Product: eukaryotic translation initiation factor 2A
Exons: 14
Coding region: 1056-2810 (584 amino acids)
Biological process (GO): translational initiation
Cellular component (GO): cytosolic small ribosomal subunit
Molecular function (GO): translation initiation factor activity; tRNA binding; protein binding
Source: RefSeq, a predicted model, not a curated record